AUGCACACCGGCUGCAUCUCGCUUCUCCAGCAGAUUUCGCAAGGAUUUGGGAAGGAGAUCCGGACGGAGUGUCUCCAGCAUGUAUCUCUGAGUGUUGUACAGGUUGGAGAGGAAAUCGCAUUAGACUUGAUUGCAUUUGCUGAAUGGCCUGUGGCCCAGCGUCGACUGAGCGACGUGGAGAGUUCUGGAGAUGGAGAUGAGUUAUAUGAUGAUGAAGACUUCUCCUCUGGAUCCGGCUCUGGCUUUCCAGAUAUGGAUGUUCGUCCGAGUGCAGCAAGUGUGGCUUUCACUACAAAGGAGCCCCUCCCACUUUCCACCACACAGGCCACAGGCCCCGCCCCCUCGGCCCCCCCGGCCGCCGAGCCCAGCCGCCCACCUGCACCUGAGCUGGAGCGAGAGAGCGGCCUGGGACAAGAUGUAGACACAGACAGCAAACCGGAAAUGGAGAACGAGAAAAAGUGGGAGAUUGAGGAGGAGGAUAGAGAUCAGGAAUCCGUGACGGAAAUAAGGUUGGACCAAGAGAGGCCGAAGGCUACGGUUGCACCGCGGUUGACUGAUGUUCCUGAAGUGUUCGUGGACUCAACCACCACUCUGGGUGAGACUACAGUGGCCCCUAGUGACCUGGAGGAAGAGGACGAUCUGUACAUUACUACAGAAACCAUGAUGUUUGAGCCAUCCACACCAGAGACCACCACUGAUGACAUCACAACCAUUGAGGUCAUGCCCACCACCGUUUCGUCCACCACUGUUAAAUCGACCAGAGCCCGCCCUGCUCCGACCACGCCAAGCCCCGCCCCCGUACGACCCCGGCAACCACAGACCACGCCAAGCCCCGCCCCCGUACGACCCCGGCAACCACAGACUACCCCGAGUAGAGCCGCCCCGACUGAGAGCAGCACUCGCUCGCUCAUGAGCUCCAGCACACAGACACAAACAACAGAUGAAACUGUAAAUAAUGAAGUUGCAGGACCAGGUCCAAGUGGUGACUUUGAGAUCCGCGAGACUGAAGCUGGCCAAGGCAACGAGCUCGGUCGAGGAAGAGGAGCAGGAGAACCGGAUCUGAGCGGGAACACAGUAGAUGCUGCCGGAAGCUCGGCUGCUCAACUUCCACAGAAGAACAUCCUCGAGAGGAAGGAGGUCUUGAUAGCGGUGAUCGUCGGAGGUGUAGUCGGAGCGCUCUUCGCUGCGUUCCUCGUAAUGUUACUCGUCUACCGGAUGAAAAAGAAAGAUGAAGGCAGCUACACAUUGGAGGAGCCUAAACAAGCCACCGUCACCUACCAGAAACCGGACAAGCAGGAGGAAUUCUACGCCUAACAUCCAUACGUUCACCUUCCUCCAUUUCUCCAACCUCGUCCCGUCUCUACCUGCCCCCCCCCCCCUCUUUCUUUUCAUCUCGCCCCUUUUCCUUUGAUCCCUUUCUUCCCUCGUUUCCCAAUGAGAGUGUCUCUCAUUCCACUGACUCUGAACUUUCUUUUCCAAAAAAAAAAAAAAAUACUGAAAAAGAUCAAUGUAGAAAAAAAAUUGAAUUGUUUGUGGGAGGGGCUUGGGCUAGGGGCGGGGUCAGCGGGGGCGGGGCUUGAGUCUACACAUACACAGAGAAGAAAAAAACUUUUUUAAGAACAUGUUAUUAUUGAUAUGUUUAGGAUUGUUGUUCUAUGGAAUUAUGACCAGAAUCUUUUUUUGUUUUUGUUUUUUUUGUAAAGACACUCCGUUUCAGACGUGUUUCCUGCACAAUAUUACUCUCAGACUGAAAACAUGGGAGCAAAAAAAAAGAAUAAACAGCAUGAACAAAAUGAGGGAGAGGAAAAGAACACAGUUGGGGGUCAUGGGGGGGGGAUUGUGCAAGUCAGGCGAGAGGGAGAAAAAGGAACAGAAAUAAGAGUUGCAUGGCAGAAGUAGAGUCUGUACUCGAAAUGCUCUUCUGUCACCAAGGUCAGUGAUCCAGCGUUGUGUGGUGCCUUCCAUUUCCCUGGUGCUAGAAACAGAGCUCGAGCAGAGCGAGUGUGUGUGUGUGUGUGCUUGCGCAUAUGUGUGCGAUUGUAUGUCUAAGGUGCCCUUGUGACCCCAGCCUAGACACACGCGCACACACGCGCGCACACACACUCCGACUCCCUCUGCUGGCGAGAGCAUGUGUCGGCACGACGGUACCCUCCACUUGGAGCAGGGAGCCCGAAACACCAACACAGCACAUUAAAAACACUGAAGGUUUGCUGUGAGGGAGCGCAUGCAUAGAAUCAGAGGACUAGCCUCUCCUCUGCUCUGUAUAAAAACUUUAGUAAUCAUUAGUAAUAAUCAAUAAUAUAUCAGCAGCUCUGAAUGGAAGGAAAUUGGUGAUCAUAAUAUUCGUAGUGAAGGAUAUUAUCUAUUUAGCUGUGCAGUAAGGUUUUAUCGGUGUAAAUAUCAACUUGACUUUUUUUUGUUUGUAAUGCUUUUAACCAUGCUAUUGUAGUAAAAAAUAAACACACACACACAUGCUAUGGA
Molecule: messenger RNA, 2481 nt
Organism: Rhinichthys klamathensis goyatoka
Lineage: Eukaryota; Metazoa; Chordata; Actinopteri; Cypriniformes; Leuciscidae
Gene: sdc3
Product: syndecan 3
Exons: 5
Coding region: 1-1314 (437 amino acids)
Biological process (GO): cell migration
Cellular component (GO): membrane; cell surface
Source: RefSeq, a predicted model, not a curated record